Messenger RNA from Ostrea edulis (European flat oyster), 4319 nucleotides. RefSeq lists its product as uncharacterized. The coding region runs from base 453 to 1043 and encodes 196 amino acids. Lineage: Eukaryota; Metazoa; Mollusca; Bivalvia; Ostreida; Ostreidae. The record is from RefSeq and is a predicted model, not a curated record. The transcript has 3 exons.
UAUACUUUUUGUAUUGUUUGUAACUCUGUGGCUUUGAUUUUUCUUUAUAUGUAAUGUUACUGGUCUUCUCCCAGGCCUUGCAGGUGUCAGGUGCCAUAUUAUGUAAUUUUCCCAGUUCUGCAGUUGCGGCAGACUUGUUACGCAAUUCCGAAAUUUUCCAUGGCCAAAUCUUACCCCUUUGUGUGAUACCAGCCAAUCAAAAUUUAUUAUCGUUGUCACGUGUUCUGAUGCCGUCGGUAACUGACCAGUCAGCCUUGGGUCAUUCUCGCUUCAUCGAAGCUAUUGAUAGCAUCAAAAAAUUUGGCACAGUAAUUGAAUAAAACAAAUUGAUCUUAAACGAUUUCUGGGAAAUCGGCGUCAUAAUCAUUGUAAGUGCUUUGCAACGCAUUAUUGUGGUUUUCAGUGAUUGCGAUCGACUAUCAUUUUGAGCUGGUUCCGGUCGGGGUACAACAAUGAACGCAAUAGACGUGUGUGUGGUAGGACAUUCUUAUAUCCGAAGACUCAAGGAGUAUUGUGCGCGAACAGGGACUGGAAAUUUGGAUUUGGACCCAUGUGCAUUUAAUAUCACUUUCAGAGGCAAAGGAGGACUGAAAUCGAGGAGAUGUGAUUCGCGCUCCGAACUUCUAUGUUUUGACAUUGUCCCUGAUAUUGUGUUCUUGCAAAUCGGCGAGAAUGAUAUUGCUGCAACUACGAACAGUAAGAAAUUAGCUGAGGAUAUAAUUUCAAUCGCGCAAUAUCUUUGUGAUGGAGUCGGGGUCAGAUUAGUCAUCAUUGGCCAGUUGAUUCGCCGCAUGCAAUUUGCGUCAUGUAGAUACUUUAAUAUCACGGUGAUAGAGACGAAUCAACAUUUGAAACAGCUAAGUGACCCCCUGUGUAGUAUCCAUUACUGGAGUCAUAGAGGGUUUUGGAAUGACCUGCAUUAUCUCGGCCCAGAUGGUGUCCAUUUGCUCUGUACCCCCGACGAGGACCAGCCCAUGAGAAAAUAUCGCCGCAGUAUCAGGAAUGCGGUGAUACUGCUUUCAAAACUUAUAAGGCCAGUAUAAUCUAUAACCAUGAUAUGUUUGCCUUGCAUAUGUUCGAAAUUUUGGACAUCUAGACAAUUUCAAUUUCACUUUGGUAGUGCAAAUAUACACUAUUAUAUUGAAAUUCAUACUGUACUCAUUGAAGCAAUUUAUAGAGAUGUAUAGAUAUAUUUUUUCAGAGUAGCUAUGAAGGAAACAAACACUUGAUUCUACACAUAAGCAAAACAGAUAAUAGAAUAUCUAUUAGUCAAAGUAUGUUGUUAUGGCCCUAUGUUAUAUGUCAUUUAUUCAAAUGACGCAAAUAAGGAAAAAUAUAUACAUAAUAUAAUAAGGGGAUCAGACCAAAAACUAUUCACACAAUACAUAAUGACAUAUCAAUCUGCUGAUCCCCUAAAUUUACGGAAGAACAAUAUAUGCAAAAAUUAUAAAAUUGAUUAGGUCUACAGCGAAAAGAUGGCACAUCAAAAAUAUGAAAUAUGUCAUUUAUUCAAAUGACGCAAAUAAGGAAAAAUAUAUACACAAUAUAAUAAGGGGAUCAGACCAAAAACUAUUCACACAAUACAUAAUGACAUAUCAAUCUGCUGAUCCCCUAAAUUUACGGAAGAACAAUAUAUGCAAAAAUUAUAAAAUUGAUUAGGUCUACAGCGAAAAGAUGGCACAUCAAAAAUACAAAGGCCAUAACAUAUCUUAAAACAUAUCAAUGCAAGUAAGGUAGGAAAAGAUGGGGUGGUGGUGGGUGUGCCAAAUUUUUUGAUGCUAUCAAUAGCUUCGAUGAAGCGAGAAUGACCCAAGGCUGACUGGUCAGUUACCGACGGCAUCAGAACACGUGACAACGAUAAUAAAUUUUGAUUGGCUGUUAUCACACAAAGGGGUAAGAUUUGGCCAUGAAAAAUUUCGGAAUUGCGUAACAAGUCUGCCGCAACUGCAGAACUGGGAAAAUUACAUAAUAUGGCACCUGACACCUGCAAGGCCUGGGAGAAGACCAGUAACAUUACAUAUAAAGAAAAAUCAAAGCCACAGAGUUACAAACAAUACAAAAAGUAUAUUAACUUACUAACAUUUACAUGCAAAAAAAACAGCAUUCAACACAUAAAUGCAAUUAUUUACAUAAUUGUUGUUUUAUGUUUCCUCAUGCUGCACAAACUCACCGCAGCUCCGUUUUUGCUGAGUUUAGAUCAAUAACAUCAACACCACUGUAGAGAUGAAAUAUGUCAUUUAUUCAAAUGACGCAAAUAAGGAAAAAUAUAUACAUAAUAUAAUAAGGGGAUCAGACCAAAAACUAUUCACACAAUACAUAAUGACAUAUCAAUCUGCUGAUCCCCUAAAUUUACGGAAGAACAAUAUAUUCAAAAAUUAUAAAAUUGAUUAGGUCUACAGCGAAAAGAUGGCACAUCAAAAAUACAAAGGCCACCAAAUGUGAGCGGCCAAACAGACUCUACAGUGGUGUUGAUGUUAUUGAUCUAAACUCAGCAAAAACGGAGCUGCGGUGAGUUUGUGCAGCAUGAGGAAACAUAAAGAUUAUCUCUACCAAAAUUAAUCUUGCUGUGCGUCUAACACAUUUAUUAGAUGUGUACUACAAUUACCUCUGAUAAAAUUUCAUAAGUAAUUAAUGUAUACUAGUAAUUUUCAGAGGGCCUUGACUAUAGAAAACAUUUACAGAGCCAAUUGAGCAUUCAAAAGCUCUGACAAUACAUUAGUAUUUAGGGCUAAGUAUUAAGAAAUUCUUUUUUUCCAGAUUUUUGUGCAUUAUCUUAUACAUAUUUGCUGUGAAGUUCCAGUCGAUAGACAGAUAUUGGUCAAUGCAUGUCCCUAUCGGAACAACCCAGUACAGUGUAUCAGGAAUGAUGUCUAGAAAUAAGUUUUAAGAGGUUGAAUAUAAGAACAUUUUUGUUAAAUAUGAUGCAAGUACAUUUAAAUCUAGUGAUUGAAAGUAAGUACUUGAACAUUCGUAUACGUUGAACUUGCAGAGGAAAAACGGGUAGUACUUUUUGAUAACAUUUGAUAAGGUGCUGUAACUGCUGUUGCUUAGCAACCAAAUAUAUUUGAAUGCAAAAAAUUAAAUUAUUUUAGAUUAACAAUAAAGAUCUUUGUUUUAAUGUUGCAAUAUUUAUUCUAUUUAGUGGAACAUAAUGGCAAGACGUCAUAUUAUUAGAAAAUGAUGGAUAUGUACAAUGUAUAUAAAGUACAAAGUUUCCAUUUUAUGACCUUUGACCUUAAUUCUCUUCAUCAUAUUUUUUCUUAAGGUAGAGACGGAUAGCAACCACGUGAUCAGUAAAAAUCGUGUAUUUGCACGUGAAUUUGUUUUCCGGAAUUCCGUACACCGUCAUAGAGUAGUUGAAAAACAUAAAGGGGUUCCGAAAGUACAAGUUGUUGCUGUGACUGACUCGAUGAUUGAGGGGGUCGUCUCGACGAAAGAUAGAGACAGUUGGCCAUAGUUUAGAUUAGGAAUACGUCAAUGUAAUAAUAGUGGACCAAAUGUUUCGUCCGUGCAGAAUGGCACUUUUUACCUCACGACCAUGCAUAGCUGCGCUACGUAAACAAUUUUACAAAGUUGUUGAUGUAGCGUGAUCGUGAUGUCCGACUCCGAGUGCUGCGAGUUUCAAUACUGUUUAUGUAGUCAUUGAGAGUUUAAACAAAGUUUCUUCUGAGAAGAGGGAUUCGAUGGAUGCAUUCAACGUGGACAACGAGAUUAUAAUUUCGUUUGUGUCAUCCUAAGGACCAGUGCAAGUUGAAAUGGGCUUCGAGUCAACAACUUCAACAGCAAUUUGCCUUGAAAAUCAGCAAGAAAGGUACUUCAUUUACAUUGAUGAUGUCAUAUCCCCUGGACCCCACAACUUUACAGGUUACAGAGAAAAUUCAAGAACUUCUGCACAAUGUGGAACUUGGAUAGAAUCAAUAAUGUAUUUGUGAGAAAGACAAUAAUAUUGCAUAAAUGUAGAUGAAGUGUCAUUGUUGAUUAUUCUAAGUUUUUGAUAUAUCAAAAUCAGUAAACAUUUCUAAAUCAAAAUAAAAUACCAAUUUUAUAUCUUUUAAUCAAUGUGUUUGAAUUUCUCAUUUUCUACUACCCCCCCCCCCCAACACAUUCAGUGCAUAUAUACCGUGAACUGGGAGAAAUUAGGGGGGAGGCAACCGGCGCGAGCCCCCCUAAAAUUUUCAAGAUUAAGGUAAAUCGUGGUAUGUUGUUUAGAAAAAUGUAUACGAUAAAAGAAGCAAUAAUUUCCUCCAAUCUCGGAGAAAUAAAUGUCUGACAAAACGUUUUGAUUUAUUGAAUUACUUUUAGACCCCUGCCUCAUACAG